GUGAGAGGCGCGGCUUGGCCUCCGGGGACGGGUGGGCGCCUCAGGCGGGUGUCGCCGGUGGCUCGGGUACCGUCACUGGGCAUUCCUCCAGCCUAAUGGGCACUUGCCUCGCCCAGGCAGGCCAUAGGUCGAGCGCGCUCCGGGCGGGGGAUACUCAGUGAGGCAGUCCACGAGCACCUCGGGGUGGAUGUGCGCUUCGGCGUCCCUCCCACGCUCUUGGGCUUGUCAGCAAGUAAAAUCCUCAUCCCGGGACAGGUCCGGUGUUGGAGGCCGAUUGAGACCCUUGUAGGACCCGGCUGGGGUAGUGACGUUUGAAUAGGGUCCUGAGAGCUGUCUCGGGAUUUGCAAGAGGAUCUCGGGGGCAGGGGUCGGCGGGAGGGAGGAGAGCAUUGCAGGCUGUGGGGCCCGUGUGUGCAAAGGUGCAGAAGCAUGAAAGGGACUACCAGGUUUGGGCAGCACUGCGUGUUAGGGUAAUGGCUGGAGGAAUGGGUGCGGAGACGGGAGGGCCAGAAAUGUGGCGGGAGCUACCGUUGGGUCUCAACUGGGACGAACCUUGAUGCCCCAUGAGGGAGUGUGGAGUGCUUCCUUGGGUAGUGGGGGAGCUACAGCAGUUUUCUAGAGUGAGGGUAAUUUAAUUAACCAUCCCUUUCUUUUAUGCUUUCACCCUGGGUUCAGCUUUCAGUUCAGUUGGAGGAGUAUUUACUGAAGUGUCCCUUUUGUGUGCCUAAUAAUGGGGUGGACACAGCUAGCCAUGCUAAAUAAAGUUUCAUAUGAGAGAGAGAGAGAGAGAGAGAGAGAGAUGACCGAAGCUUUGGAUAGGAAUCUGGGGAACUGAGUUAAGAUUUCAUCACCAUCACCAAUUUCUCAAGUAACGAGAGAAGCCGCUUCUCUCUGGGCCUCAGUUUUCUCAGAUGUAAACGGAGGACCUAGAUAACAACAGGUUCUUUCUACUUUUGAAGAUAGCAGGUUUCCAAAGAAUAAACAUCAGGCUAUGAACACAUAUGAAAGUGAGUGAUGGAGCAGUGCAUUAGGAAUUGGGAAAAGUAAAAAAGGCUGGGAUUGAGCUGUACUUUGAGGAUGGAUAGGGUUUGAGUCAUCAGGAGCUAUCUCUGCUGAACACCAUAGAUAAAGAUACAGAAGACAGGAAUAGGCAUUUUAGAGUAUAUUUGCGGAGGUAGGCUUUGAGAGGAUGGAGGAUUUGGGAAGUAUGGCACUAGAGGUUGAAGGAACCCCAAGUGGAAAGAAAAUGCAGUACAUUCUGAAAAGGAAGAAAAAAGGAAUGAGAGAAAUGUCAACAAUGUUGAUUUCUUGGAUCUAGGCGAUUGUUAUUUUGAACCUGUGUUUCUCAAAAGUGAAUUUAACUGCUGUUGAUAAAAAUGAGAAUUCUAUCAGAAUUUUAGCAUGUGAUAAUGUAUUGGGAGUAAGGUGAUGCAGAUUGUAGCUUUGCGUUGCCAAUAACUAGCCUCUUGGGCUGUCAUUUAUUUCUUUCAGAUCCUAUUCUCCUCUGUAAAAUGAUGUUCUUGGAUUAGGUGGUCUCUCUUCUCUAAAACCUGUAAAACAGGAGUCUGUGAGGAUGGAGAACUAUUCUCUUUGAAGGGGGCAGGGAGAUAGUAGAUGGAGAAUAAAACUGUUAACUUUGAGGUGUAUGAAAUAGAGUUGGUUAUAUAGACAGAUGGGGUUAUAGACUGAAACUUAAGUAGUGAGUUUUCUCUCAGAGGUGGUAUUUAAAAUCUUGAAAAUGAGUUUGCUUUUAGGGAGAGAUUGUAAAGAGUAUAGGGUGUGCGCAUGGAUAGGAGACUAGAGAAAUGAUUGAAGGAGACAUGUAGAUCUCAGGGCUAUGAGCUAGGACUCCUUUUCAAAAAGGAUUACAUUUUGGGGGCCAACAUUUUUAUUAAAAUAAUUUAACAGUAUUUACAGUAAAUAUUAAUAUUAAGCAAUCAUUUUUGGGAACUCUAGCAGAAAAUAAUUCAAACAGAUACAGUCUCCACUGUUGUUCUGAUUGUCUAUUCAGAAGUAAUAUCAUUUACAUGCUUAUUUAUUCAACAAAUACUUGUGUGUUUCAGGCACUGCUGUGUGCUAGGGAUGUACAAUGAAGAAGGCAGAUGUUGUUCCUAUUGUCCCUGCAUGUAAAGGCUGUAGUGUCCAAAUCAGUGCUUUUCAAAUUUUAAUGCAAAUAUGAAUCACCUGAGGAUCUUAAAAUGUAGAUUAAAUGUAGAUUCUGAAUCAGUAGGUCUGCAGUAUGGCCUGAAAAUUCUGCAUUUUGACAUGCUUCAACAUGAUGCUGAGGUUGCUCAUCUGAGGACCAUACUUUUAAGUAGCAAAGAUCUAGAUCCUGUCUAGCAGAAAACAAGAUUAUCUUCUUACCCAAAAAGAUGAAACCAACUGGGUUACUUUCAAAAGACAACCAAGUGAGCACCGCAGACUAAUGAGUAGGAUCAAUAAGAACGUGAUUUUGGCGCUUUUAACUUUGACAAGUUCUGCAUUUCUGCUGUUUCAGUUGUACUACUACAAGCACUAUUUAUCAGCAAAGAAUGGAGCUGGUUUAUCAAAAUCCAAAGGAAGCCGAAUUGGAUUUGAUGGCACACAGUGGAGCACAGUUAAAAAAUUUAUUAUGCUAACAUCCAGUCAAAAUGUACCUGUGUUCCUUAUUGAUCCUUUGAUUCUGGAAUUGAUUAAUAAAAACUUUGAACAAGUCAAGAAUGCUUCUCAUGGGUCCGCUUCAGAAUGCAAGUUUUUCUGUGUUCCAAGAGACUUUACUGCAUUUGCACUACAGUAUCACCUAUGGAAGAAUGAGGAAAGCUGGUUUCGGAUAGCUGAAAAUAUGGGAUUUCAGUGCCUAAAGUUCGAGAGCAAGGACCCCCGGCUAGAUGGGAUAGACUCACUUUCUGGAACUGAAAUCCCCCUGCACUACAUCUGCACAUUGGCCAGUCAUGCUGUCCACUUGGUGAUCUUCCAUGAAAGGAGCGGCAACUACCUUUGGCAUGGCCAUCUACGGCUCAAAGGACAUAUUGACAGGAAGUUUGUUCCUUUUCGAAAGUUACAGUUUGGUCGUUAUCCUGGAGCUUUUGACAGGCCAGAGUUACAACAAGUUACUAUUGAUGGAUUAGAAGUUCUCAUUCCAAAAGAUCCAAUGCACUUUCUGGAAGAAAUACCACACUCUAGAUUUAUUGAGUGUAGGUAUAAAGAAGCUCGAGCAUUCUUUCAGCAAUACCUUGAUGAUAACACUGUGGAAGCUAUGGCCUUUCGGAAGAGUGCAAAGGAAUUGUUGCAACUAGCAGCCAAAACAUUAAAGAAAUUGGGAGUACGGUUCUGGCUGAGCAGUGGAACUUGUCUAGGAUGGUAUCGGCAGUGCGGCAUUAUUCCUUAUAGUAAAGAUGUUGACCUAGGAAUUUUUAUACAAGAUUACAAAUCUGAUAUUAUUUCAGCAUUUCAAGAUGCAGGACUCCCACUCAAACACAAAUUUGGGAAGGUAGAAGACAGCUUGGAACUAUCUUUCCAGGGAAAAGAUGAUGUAAAACUUGACAUUUUUUUCUUCUAUGAAGAGACUGACUAUAUGUGGAAUGGAGGCACUCAGGCCAAAACAGGAAAAAAAUUUAAAUACCUGUUUCCCAAGUUUACACUGUGCUGGACCGAGUUUGUAGACAUGAAGGUUCAUGUGCCCUGUGAAACCAUCGAGUACAUCGAAGCCAACUAUGGUAAGACCUGGAAGGUUCCUGUGAGGACAUGGGACUGGAAACGCUCUCCCCACAAUGUGCAGCCCAAUGGAGUCUGGCCCAUUUCUGAGUGGGAUGAGGUUAUCCAGUUGUACUGACACAGUAGGUUGAAAUGGUGGAAUUCCCCUCCUGCACAAAAGGGAGAUGACUGUUUAAAAAGAUACGUGUCUAGUUGUCAAACAUAAGUAGGAGCCAAAGAAAAAUGACAAGUUUGAAGAUAAAGAGAGAGUCCUAACCCCUGAGCCAACUGAUUUAAUUCUCUCAUUUUACAUUUAUUAAAGUCUCCAUGUACCAGGUACAAUGCUAGGUUACAGUGGAGAAGCAGAGAUGAGUGAGACAGAUGCCUGCCUCUUUUCCCCCUACCUUUGGUAAGCACCCCAGUUUUCCUUUGAGGGAAACACCCUCACCCUUUGAAGAGCUUAUAUAGAAUAUGAAAUGCUCCGUAAGUGCUUUCAAAAUGUUAAAUAAUUAACAUUUUGGAAGAUGGGCUUACCAGGUGCAGCUAAGGAAGGAUAUACUAGUAAAAACAAUAACCUGUGUAAGCGUGUAUGUUAGGGCUACUUUUAAGGUGUGGAGGCUGAGUUAAUAUUCAAGUGAUCAGACUUUAGGUGACAUCAAGAAAAGAUGCUAGCAGAUUCCUGUUACAAGCACCCUGAUGUGGAAUUGAUUUAGAGCACAGAGCAUUAUAUAAGAGAAUGACAGCUUAUUUCUAGCCUUGUCAAAGGUACGUAAAUUUCCAUACACCUUCUAUUUUCAUCUCUGAAGUGAAAAGAAAGCUUAUGCUUGUGUGAUGCUUAAAUUUCCAGCCAUUGUGAGAAUAUUUUCACUGACCUGAUAAUACUUGUUUGACAAAUCACUCAAGUGAGACCAUGCUACCAGACAUGAUAUUGAAAGGGUGGUGAUUUCAUAAAACAUAUUUUCCUUACUUCAUUCUCAAUCAAUAGGUAAACUAUGAGCAAUUCAUGGUCAUUUAAUAUUUUCUGAGUUUAUAACCCUUGUACUCCAAUUCUAAUGUUAACCCUAAAGUGUUAAUAGCAAUACCUCCACUUUUUCUAAAGGUACUCCUCAGUGUAUUCAUUCAUCAAUCAUAGUUCCAUAUCUUUCACUUAUAGCCUAUAAACCAAUUUCCAUGGUAUGUAAACCUGCCUGUUCACUCUCCUCUUCCAGCACUACAUCAGGACUCCGAAAUACAGAUAAGUGGCAAACCUGGCAGCUGUUUCCCACCCCAGAUCAUAGUAUUUGCAAAGUUUGUAUUGGUUCCUAGUUGUCCUAUCUAUUGAAUAUCAAUGGGGCAAGAACUCAGACAUCCCUACUUUGUAAAGUAGCACCCACUCUGAAACCCUCCAGUUUCCUUUUUCCCCUCAAGAUAUGUCCCUGAGUGGACUGGGAUGGCUGUGUCUCCCUAUCUCUUCACGAGUCACUUUAAUUAUGCCUUGUAAGUGACAGGUAAAGGGAUAUUAGGCACAGAGCAUUGCUAUCUUUUUCUUUGCCCAGGAUAGGAAGCUAAGUCUUACAUUUUAUGUAGGUUGCUUAGGACUACUUUCUGGACCAGAUUGGCAGAUUUUCGUGAAAACUAGAGAAUAAUAGGAAUGUCAGAAAUGGAAACCAGAAGGUCUGAGAGAAUGGGCUGAUAGUUUUCCUAAAACAAAGUUGGGGAAACCUACAAGCUACAACCACCCCACUCCAAAUUUUAAAAACAGCAAAAACUUUUUUUUGAUAAAUGGUAAGCAAUGACCUUCCUCUCUUAGGAUGAGCUUUCAGUGCAUAGUCACUGGGUCUUCUUAUAAAAACCUAACAUAAUUUAGGUUUUCAGGUAACCUUUAUAGAUUACCAGUAAACUUGUCCCCAAAUGACAGGCCAUUGUAAUCAGCUUUCUUUUUGCUAGAAAAUCAGCCCAUGGAAAUCAUACCCAAAUUCUAAAUAGUUGAACCUAAUUUUUUUUUUAUGGUUGAAAAAAUGUAACAGGUAAUAAUAGUGUUCCCGGGCAAAAUCCACCCUGUUUAUUGAGGACCAUUUGCUCGUACUUAGCGUCUAAAAGUGCAUACACUACACAUUUCUGCCCAUUUCAAAUUGGGAUUCCCACUGUUUGCCAGGGGGCGUCUUACCCACCCCCUGUUUAGGUUAUUUCUUUUUAUCUGUCCCCGGAGUUCAAGGUCUUGAAGCAUUCAAAUAUCUAAGCUAACUUGGCCGCGUGGACAGAGGUUCCAUAUACAUCCCUCUGUAGACCACUGGCUGCUAGAAUACCUUUUUUGACUGCCUUCUGGUUUCACAGAGUUCAGACAUUGGGUCCUACCCUAACUUGGGAGAAUGAAAGCCCUUCCCCAAACUCUGAAGGCCAGGCUUGCUCUGUUACAGAUUCAGCUACACUUCAUCCUAUUCUUCUUAAUUGUUGCACUCUGCUGAGUGUCCAGAGACCUUGGAUCUACCAUCAACACCUUAUCAGAUCACUUUUCUUUCCUCACCUGAGUAUUCCAAUAAUAAUUCUCCUAACCUGUCCACUUCCAGGUACAGUUUGCCUGGCUUACCAGGAGAAAACCUCUUAUAGUAACUUGUUUAGCACCCAUGGAUGUCCCCAGAGAGGUCCUGAGAGUCAAGACUGACAACCUCUCACUUGACAACCAGGUGACCACUCAGUCCUUCUCUAAGCAGGGAGCACUUGUCCCUCUCUCCUCUGCUGCAGCUGCUGACAUCUGGAUCCUGGAAUAAAACCUCAGUUCUCCAAAUUGAGCAUCCCUGAGAAGCUGGGCAGUGGGGCAAACCCUGAAAUAUGACCACUAGGUGGCAGAAUGUGUGCCACCAUUCCCCCCAGACAAGUUAACACUCAAGUGAAAAUCAUCUUGCUCUUGAGUCUUAAGGGCCAGAGGGGCCCUCACUGCAACACUCAUUCUAACCCUUUUAUUGUAUAGCUAAAUAAAUAAGCACAGAAAGGAGUGAUUUGAGCAAGAAAGAGUUGAGGCUCUAAGGGUGCCAUGACUCCCAGCACAUGCCUGUUUCACUGAUCACAGCACAACAUCUUUAGCCCUGCUUGACAUGCUUGACGGAGAAGUUUUCAGGAUGUUUUUGCCAUCACCCACUUAAUAUCUUUCUGCUCAAAUUUAGAGUCUGAGGUGACGAAGGAAGAGUGUUUUGUCCAAAAUGCUUACACUGUCUUCAUACCUUUAUCUAAAACAUGCCUUAUCUCCAAAAGGUGAAAUAGUUCAUAUUUGGAGGCAUCAGCCUUUGGUCAUUAUAUUUUUAAUAUCCAGGAGUACCUGAUUCCCUUAGGCUCACGAUGUGUCCCAUUUCUGCUUACCUCUCUACUUCCCCAGGAAACCAUUAGCACCAAUCUAGUAAGUGCCCAUUUCUGAAGAUUCCCUCCUCUUCCUCUUUACUGAUAGUCUCUUAUGGAGGAUCCAAGAAAUUGAGAAUAGAUUAUGCUCAUUUCUCUUUUUUUUUUUGUGACCCUAAACCAUUGUUUCUAGCCUUACAGGCUACAAAGCUUCAAACGGCACAUAGGACAGCAAGGUGUUACACAGGAAAGCAGGGGUAGACUGGGGACCAGAGCUGCAUCUGGGAAACACACUUGGAAUGAAUUCCCACACUCCAAUAAACCCUUACCCAAUGUCACAAGCCUAAGGCUGCAGAUGUUUCUAAGUCUCCCCCUGGUUUCACCUUCUGAAAAAUGAACAGUUCCUUCAUUCUUAGUAUUAUAAAUCCCCUGGGGAAACUUCCCCUCAAAACACGGUCAGAGAAAGUGCCACAUUCCCACCUUCUAAAACAUAGCCAUCAUUUGUAACAACUUUAAAGCACGGGAAAAACUCUAUUUCUUGACCAUUCAAAAGGAUUUCUCUGAAGAAAUGCCCCAGCAGCUACUUCUCUUUCCUCCUGCUCUGUCACUAAGACCCGGGCUAAGUCACCUCUAACAUGUCACUUAGGGAAAGUGCCAUGUUAGCAUAAAAGGGCACAAAGUUUUGAAUUAGGCCUGAGUUUGAAUCCCAGCUUCAUUGUGUGGGAUUUAUGGUGGGGACCUCUUAGCCUCAGUUUCCACAUGAGUGAAUUGGCAAAAUGAAGAAUACUUCUAAGGGGUUUUAGUUAGGAUUAAAUGAAAUAUAAAGUGCUAAGUAUCAGGCCUAGAAUUAGGUAAUACUCAAGAAAUGUUCCAUUUCUUAUUUCCAAAUCCUUUUUCUAAUUAUUCUUCAAAUGGGAUUAUAGAAACUGGUAGGACACAAACCUUACUCAGAAGGUUGCAUGACUGAAUUUGCUUAGGGAAAAAAAAAAUCAUUUCAUUAUAACAAGGCAUUAAAGGACAAAUUGUAUGGUUGAUGAAUUCAGAGACAUGACCAAGUUGCCUCCUUCUCUAAAUAGAACAAAUAUUUUCAUUUUAUUGGUGAAGCUGUUGUCCUCUAGGUCUCCUUAUGCUAUCCCCAUAUGCUACCUAGUUCCCGGGUCCCAAGCAGGUCACUCUCCAUACCUCCCUAGAUUUGGUGCCUGGUCUGCCCUGGACUUCUGUUUCAGUAUUCUAGCUUUUCAUGGAGGUGAACCCUCACCUUCUUGUUAGUAAAUCUCUGCCAGCCAAAAUCAGAUAUAAGCCAUGAUUUGGAGAGGGAAAGAAUUUGGAAUACUUAGUUUCACUUAAUUAUCUGUGCUGAUGAAUGCUUAUGUCAGUAUUAAUAAACGGGAAUUGAAAAUACUCUUUUCUACCUUCUUCCCCCACAUUUGUGUUUCUGUCUCAACUAGGCAAGAAUCAACAGGGUAUGUGAUACUAUUUUAAGCUGCUCCACAUCAGACUGAAAUCCUAAUUAUAGUUUGUAAGUCAAACAGACCAAUUCAAUAGUGAUGCUUUUUGUACGGUACCUGUGCUAAAGUAGACAAGUAUACAUUUUUCUAUGAGAAAUCUGUUUCUAUAUUCUCAGAACUUAUAUCUUAGAAUGCCUUCCUUGCCUUCCUCCAACCCAACCAAUGCAGAGAUUAUGUCGGAACCCAUGAGCCACCCAAGCUGCUGUGUUCUUAUGCACAGCUCUCACAGUGGGGUUGAAAGGCAGUAUGAGGAGAAUUAGAAGUGCUGUAUUUUGUUCUAUAAAACAAUAAACUACUGUCUCAUGUACCAUUAAGAGAAUUACAAGAGUAUGCAGACUUACGAUGACUCAUUCAGAGCAUGGGGAAUAGUUCAUGUGUUUGUUAAAUGAAAAUCAUAUGUAGCUAUUUAUGUAUCCCUCAUCAUAACCAGAAAACGUGUUUGUGAAUUUUCUAAACAAAGUGAUAUUUUAAACAUGAGUAAAUUUCAGUGUAUGCUUACCAGUUUACUUUGACUUUAUCUUCAGGUACAGAUAGUUUGUGGUACUACUGAAAAUGCCUUUAAUAUUAUUAUUUUGAUCAGAAUUUGUAAUAUAUAAUCCAGUUUGGGACGAUGAAUAAAAUUUUUCUAAUCACUUGA
This is a messenger RNA of Orcinus orca (killer whale), 9126 nucleotides long. RefSeq names its product fukutin (gene FKTN). Gene Ontology annotation, cellular component: Golgi membrane. Bases 2426 to 3811 code for a protein of 461 amino acids. Lineage: Eukaryota; Metazoa; Chordata; Mammalia; Artiodactyla; Delphinidae. The record is from RefSeq and is a predicted model, not a curated record. The transcript has 11 exons.